GGUCCUCACAACCACACGAUAACUGCCUUGGCAGUCGCUUUGAAACAGGCUGUGACUCCUGAAUACAGAGCAUACCAAGAACAAGUUCUUAGCAAUAGCUUUAAGUUUGCAGAGGCUUUGAAUGGGAUGGGCUAUGAACUUGUUUCCGGUGGAACAGAAAAUCAUCUAGUUUUAGUGAACUUGAAGAACAAGGGUAUUGAUGGCUCCAGAGUAGAGAAGAUUCUGGAAGCUGUACACAUUGCAGCCAAUAAAAAUACUGUGCCUGGGGAUGUGUCGGCUAUGGUUCCUGGUGGGAUCAGGAUGGGAACGCCAGCCCUAACAUCCCGGGGUUUUAUCGAAGAAGAUUUUGUUAAGGUGGCUGAGUAUUUUGAUGCUGCUGUCAAGCUUUCUCUAAAAAUCAAGGCUGAGACAAAAGGAACAAAGUUGAAGGACUUCGUUGCCACCUUGCAGUCUGGUGCUUUUGAUUCAGAGAUUGCAAAGCUAAGACGUGAGGUUGAGGAGUAUGCAAAACAGUUCCCCACGAUCGGAUUUGAGAAGGAAUCUAUGAAGUACAAGAACUAAACCAGCAGUAAUACAAGUUGCAAGGUAGCGUGAGCUCCAAAGAAGGUGAUGGAACUAAAUUGGGGUAAUCAUAAAAGAGGAUAAGGAUGUAUACAUGUAUAAUCUUGUAUCUGAGGGGGAAAAACUCCAUUAGCUGUAUAUUAAUGCCUUCUUUACUUUGGUUGUAAAAUUACAUAUGCAAGGAGCACUGCAUCAAUAAAUUUGAUCUUCAUUUGCA
Molecule: messenger RNA, 778 nt
Organism: Beta vulgaris subsp. vulgaris (sugar beet)
Lineage: Eukaryota; Viridiplantae; Streptophyta; Magnoliopsida; Caryophyllales; Amaranthaceae
Product: serine hydroxymethyltransferase, mitochondrial
Exons: 7
Biological process (GO): tetrahydrofolate interconversion; L-serine catabolic process; folic acid metabolic process
Cellular component (GO): cytoplasm
Molecular function (GO): glycine hydroxymethyltransferase activity; cobalt ion binding; pyridoxal phosphate binding
Source: RefSeq, a predicted model, not a curated record